AGUAUUUCAACCAAGGAAUUCAAGUACUGAGGCACAACUGCUCAUGCUUCAAUCCUGCUAGUGGAAAAUGCUGAUUGUUUAUGAAUGAGUUUUUUCUGGUUUAUUGCCCUGCAAUCUUGAGUGUGCUCCAAUCGACUUCUUUGUGCUUGCCUAAAUACGGUCUUACCUUUCUUCAUAAAAUGACACGUAGUUCUUCUGCGUUGUUCGAGAAAAAUAAUUAGUCUUAUACAUCUUUCGUCAAAUAACUAUGGAGAGAGGAUUGUUAAUUGGAUAGAGUAUGCUAGAGCACUUCGUGCAGCAUUCUGUUGUCAAAGUAAAGUUGAUAGUUGUCUGAAAAAUGUUGAACGUGGCUCUUUUUUUGAAAAGAGGAACUUGCCUUUGAAUUGUUAUCUUGUGAAUCGUGAUGCGAAGCUGAGCUGUGACGAGGGCCUCCCGGCAAGGUUGUUUUCACAUCCCCUAUCCCCCUCCCUUUUUAUGGUAAAAUUUUGUUUCUGUGUACUGAUCGUAAAUUUGUAAUAGUAAAUGUAGUCAAGUUCUCAAUUUCAAAAAAAAAAAGUAGUCAAGUUCAAAAGAUCUGUCACAAACCGUGGUGUUUAAACCAAGUGUCAUACCUCAAGUAACUUUUGUUGGAGGUGAUGAUGUUUUCUGAAGCAAGUAAACUGCAACACUUGGAAUGCCUCAUGCCAAAUCCUUGUGUUUGACGCUUGGAACAUAGAACUUAGGUUUUGUGGAAUUUACUCAGAGAGAAAAUGCAAUGUGCUUGUUAUCUGACUAAUCAUGUGCCUGCAUAGAUGUCUUUUGUUGAUCACAAGCACAAAGUGGAGUCUCAAAAUUAACUAGAUUGUUCUCUUCCAGGCUCAUCAUUGUGUGUUGCAUUUAUGAUGUGAAUGUUCAUUGCAAAUCAUUUGUAUGAUAGUUUUUCCAAAAAAAAAGAAAGAAUAUGCAUGAUAUCUUGGCCUGCAACUCCCUUUUAUGUAGGAAUUGUUCAUUUGUACAUCUUAAGCAUUUCGUCUCUUUUGAUAGCAGCUGAAGAAUGUGUCAGCUCCUUAGUGGUUUCAAACUAUGGACCUUUUUGUAGUUUCUGUUUUAUGUUCUAUGUACUGAUGUGCUGCCACUUGCAUGUGUGCAGCAACAGAAACUUCAAAGGAUUUCUCGAAUAAAAAACAGAACUUUAAAGGGAUAUGACCAGAUUGAUCGGUGCUAGAUAAAGCAAUCACGUAUGGAAGAGAGCAAGAUGACCCAUUGAAACUACCAGGAAGACCAGACAGCUUGGCCUCAUUUGAAGACAGGAGCAUAUAUCCACCAUAUUAAUUUGACAAGAGCAUGUAUCCACCAUAUUAAUUUGACUACAGAGUUUGGUGUCAGGCCAAGGCCUCGGUGUAUUACUACAGAGUUUGGUGGGCAACUGGGCAUGUCAUGGGAAGGAUACAUGCCAUUCUUUCAGAUUGAACUAUUGUCACGGAUGUAGGGAUUGGGAAAAGUGACCACACAUCUUUUCCUAUACAGAAGAAACAGGCAUCAAGAGAGUUUCUCAGAACUGUAGCCCAUCUCCGUCCUCAGACAAACACUUUUGGUGCAGUAUGUUUUACUCACUGCUGUCUCCUUUUUCUUCCCUCUCUGGCAUUCGGGACUUCAAAAGUCACCAAUUCGAGUUUCUUUUUAGUUUCUUUCAGUAUAUAAAGGUGCAUAGGUUUGUUGAUCAUGAGACUGGAAAUGAUUCUUUCCUUCCAUUACUCAACCAGAAAUUGAAAUGCAACUUAUCAAGUGUCAUCCUUUAUCUAUUUGUAUGAUUUGUUCCUUACGGUAACUUACAAGUUAGUACACAAUCUGUAAAUAUGGUUGCCUCUGUAAAUUUCUAGAUUUGGCAAUGAUAUGGUCAAAGGUACUCACAAGACUGGCCACCACAUGCAUAGUAGUGUGGUUCUAUAGUAUGUAUGAAUUUCCAAGACAAGCUAUCUGGGGUUUAGUUGCAAACUUUCAUUUAUGAGGUAUCAAAUCAUAAUUGUGUUGCCUAGGUGGUCACAUAAUUUCUUACAGAUUAUUGGUUGUGGACUGUCUUACAUAUUACAAGAGCUGCAAGGAUAAUAUUAUUGUGCCCUUUUGCAAAACAAGCUUUCUACAAACAGAAAACUGAAAAGGUAUUUCCUUCUUUAGCAGUUGGAGUAUCUAUCGUGUUUAAGUGUAGCUGUUAACUAUACAAUUUUGGUGAUCCUCCCUGCAUUAGCCAAGCAAAUCGAUUUAGAAUCAGCAAAAGAGUUAUCAUAGCUGAAUGUCAAUAGAAUACAGGAUUGGAGGAUUCCUCGAAAAAAAAAGAAUACAGGAUUGGAGCAUAACACAAUAGAAGGACUAUAUACUGUAAGGUGCCAUCAACCUCAGUGCCAAGGGAAAAAGAUGGAUCAUGUAACUUGCAAUAAAGCAGCAAUCUGGCAAGAUAACUUUAUUUUAGGUCUAUCCAAUGCUUGCUUUGAGAACAUGUGUUUGCAAAAAAGUGGCCAAGAAAUAGAGAUUGUUGUUGAGGGAACUAUAAAAGAUCAAUAUAUGAAUGCAUUGCUCAGGCAAGAAAAUAAACCUUUUGAGAUAACCUGCACACUAACAAGUAUAUGCUAUGUGGGUGGUUAACUUGAUCCAAUCACAUUUUAAAUAAAGAAAUCCUAUCAGUAAUGUAUGACCUGCCAAGCUAGAGCAGGAAUAGUCCCAUGUAUAAUUUACCAGGCCUGUACCCUUAUAACCUAUAUUAGUUCCCUGGAAGUUAGCAAAAACUACAUGAGAUGCGCAAGCAAAUUGGUUAACUGGCAAUAAUUUUUCAUUGCCUUUCUUGAAUGUUAUUGUAAACAUCAAUUUUAUGAAAUCCGGUUUUGCCUUUCAUUUAGCUUGUGCAGGGACUAUCACUUUGAUGGAAGGGUCAAGGCGGUCUAAGGAACCUUUUAAAGAACUCACAAACAUAACAAUCCAAGGUACGCAAACCCCACAUCAUGUAGAUCCUAAGGAACGUGAUAGAGAGGGUAAGAGGAGAAAAGGGGAACAAGGUGCCAUUCAACACAUUCCAAACCAUCGCCAAGAUGACAGUGUACACAUGGAGGUAUAGGGGAGAUUUGGGAGAAAAUAAAGACAGACUUCAUGUGGGGACAGGUGAAUCAGAUGUAGGCACUGGUUUAAUCAAUGAUAAGGCUACUCUUGGUGAGAUGGAAGAUUUAUGCAAUCAGAGUUGUAUCAGCCCUCUAUGUGAAGGAGGUGGCACCCAAACGGACGCUCGUGACUCCCAUCCCUUCAUUGCAUCUAAUGUAUUUGGAGUGGGUAAAAAGAAAUUCAAUUUGAUUAUUUGUCAAUACCGGUUCUAUGUCUCACCCGCAAUUCAUCUUUCGCAGAAAAUAUUAGGCCAGCACCUAAUGACACUAAUGACGCUACAGGUACUCAGACACAGCCAUCUGUUGUUGACCAGCUAUAUUCAAUGCCUCCACAUGGUGGACAGGGCAGAGACACAUGCCUCUAUGGAAGAGGACGAUUGCGACGAGAAAUCAUAUUUGAGGAAGAUGAGGAAGAGGAUGAGGGGCACAAUUUUUGGAGGUCAAGAACCUGAUUAUUGGAAAGCUGAUGAGGAUGUUGAUCUCGAGACGGCUAAUGAAGAUCCCAACGAACCCGAUGUACCAGAUCCAUACGAUGCGGUUUAUGCCAAUGUCCCUAAUGAGACGCACAUGCUUAAGCCAGAGGAUAAUUGCGAGCACUGCAAUGCAAAGAAGUUCGAGUCAGAGCCACCUGGAUUCUGUUGUCAUAGUGGAAAGAUUCAUCUUUCCACCCCUGAGACACCACCAGAACUCGUGAGACUGUGGUCGAGUUCGAACGCUAAUGCUAGGCAUUUCUGUGCAAAUAUCAGAUAUUUCAAUGGCCACUUCUCUUUCACUUCUCUGUACUGUAAACUUGAUCGUGUGACUACUGACAUGAAAAACUGUGGAAUUUACACAUUCCGUGCCCAUAACCAAAUCUACCAUAACAUACGAUCAUUUGGUAAAGAGGAUGGUCACGAACCUAGACACCUCGAGCUUUAUUUUUACGACGACGAUCCGUCUCUUGAGCAUAGGCUCCGCAAGUGCCGUGAGAAGUCUGCCCAAGAAGACAGGGAGGUCAUCCAGAGGCUAAAGGAUAUCUUACAUGGCAUUAAUCCCUACUCAGAGAAUAUUAGGAGUAUAGGCCAAGUUGACAACCUUAAGGAUUACCAUGUCGAGUUGAACCUUGACCAACGGCUGGACCAGAGAACAUAUAACGUGCCAUUAACAUCAGAGAUGCGUCCUGGGAUUUUCAAUCCAAUACUAUACGACAAGCGUCUAUUCCAGCAGUUUGCUAUCGACACCUACGUCAAGAUUGAAAGCUCGCGUUUAAACUACAUCCGCAACAACCAGGACCUUCUUAAGGCUGACCUGUACCAAGGUUUGGUUGACAACUGGCGUACGAGGGUGGAAGACGCUGAUGAGGAUGAGAUCAAGAACGAGCUUUAUCCCGGCCAGAGUCCACAGGACCAUCCCGAUCUUGUAACUCGAGUGUUCAGGGCGAAGUUGGAGAAGCUCAAGAGGAUGUUGAUGGAAAAAGACAUACUUGGAAAGAUCACGUGCCCCGAGCAGUAUGACUUGCUUAUCUCUGCUGAGCUACCAAACAAGAAGAAGUACCCUGACCUCUACAAGAUGCCUGCAAAAGUCAAAGAAUUUAUUGAUCGAGUAAUCAACAUUGCACUACAUGACAUUGCCAUACCACUAUCAGAAUACCAUCUUGAAAAUUCAGUUAUACAGAUUGUUUUGGAGAAUUAUCAGAAUAAAAGUUCUUUUGCUGGUCUUGAGCAUUUUAAGCUCCUGGCAUCGUCGGACCCUGAGAUAGUUGUAGCAGCUUUGGAAAUUCUUGCUGCAUUGGAUGGGGCAGCAAGGAGGAAGGUCUAG
This is a messenger RNA of Setaria italica (foxtail millet), 4922 nucleotides long. RefSeq lists its product as uncharacterized. Bases 3060 to 4922 code for a protein of 620 amino acids. The transcript is spliced from 18 exons. Lineage: Eukaryota; Viridiplantae; Streptophyta; Magnoliopsida; Poales; Poaceae. The record is from RefSeq and is a predicted model, not a curated record.